UGGCGAUCUAGAAGCUUCUUCAUGCUGAAAUUCCAUCGAUGAGAUAAUCCACCACGAUCUGAAGAAUUUACAGUAGAAAAUUGAGAUUUUAUUGCAAAUAUGGCUAGCACAGGAUCCAUAGCUUUCGAUGAAUAUGGCCGUCCGUUCAUCAUCCUUCGGGAUCAAGAGAACAAGACCCGAUUGACCGGCAUUGAAGCCCACAAAAGUCACAUUCUUGCCGCUAAAUCAGUGGCAAGUGUAUUGAAGACGAGUUUAGGGCCGAAAGGCCUUGAUAAGAUGUUGGUCAGUCCUGAUGGUGAUUUGACCAUCACCAAUGAUGGAGCUACUAUUCUGGGUCAAAUGGACGUGGAUCACCAGAUUGCUAAGUUGAUGGUGCAGUUAUCAAGAUCACAGGAUGAUGAAAUUGGUGAUGGAACUACUGGUGUUGUUGUAUUGGCAGGAGCUUUAUUAGAACAAGCAGAACAGUUGUUAGAUCGUGGUAUACACCCUAUUAGAAUAGCAGAUGGAUAUGAAAUGGCCGCCAGAGUUGCUGUUGAAACAUUAGAUAAAAUCAGUGAUAAAUUUGAUGUUGAUUUGAAGAAACCAGAACCCCUCAUCAGACUAGCUAUGACUACACUUGGCUCUAAAAUUAUUAAUCGAUGUCAUCGUCAAAUGGCUGAGAUAGCAGUAGAUGCUAUUUUAGCUGUAGCUGAUUUGAAUCGUAAAGAUGUAGAUUUUGAGUUGAUUAAAGUAGAAGGUAAAGUUGGAGGAAAGUUAGAAGAUACUAUGUUAGUUAAAGGUGUUGUUAUAGAUAAAGAUAUGAGCCAUCCUCAGAUGCCUAAGACAGUCAAAGAUGCUAAGAUGGCUAUCCUUACCUGCCCCUUUGAACCCCCAAAGCCGAAAACUAAACAUAAGUUAGAUGUAACAUCAGUAGAGGACUACCAUAACCUGAGAGAAUAUGAACUCAACAAGUUUGAAAGUAUGGUACAGCAGGUUAAAGACAAGGGAGCUAACCUAGUUAUCUGUCAAUGGGGUUUUGAUGACGAGGCUAACCAUCUUCUAUUACAACGUGAAUUACCAGCUGUUAGAUGGGUCGGUGGGCCAGAAAUAGAGUUAAUUGCUAUAGCCACUGGAGGUAGAAUUGUACCACGAUUUGAAGAGUUAACUAAAGAGAAACUGGGGCAUGCUGGUAUAGUAAGAGAACUAACCUUCGGAACGACUAAAGAACGUAUGUUGGUUAUUGAAGAAUGUAAAAACUCACGAGCUGUUACCAUCUUUAUCAGAGGUGGAAACAAAAUGAUAGUAGAUGAAGCUAAGAGAAGUUUACACGAUGCUUUAUGUGUGAUACGUAAUUUAGUACGAGAUAAUCGUGUUGUAUAUGGGGGAGGGGCACCUGAAAUAGCCUGCUCAUUGGCUGUAGCUGCUGCAGCAGAUAAGAUUUCAACACUAGAACAGUAUGCUGUAAGAGCGUUCUCUGAAGCUUUAGAAAGUAUCCCUCUAGCCCUGGCUGAGAACAGUGGGCAUGCUCCCAUUCAUACACUAGCCGAGGUGAAGUCUAGACAAGUGAAAGAGAAAAAUGGCCGACUUGGUAUUGACUGUUUACAUAAAGGCACUAAUGAUAUGAAAGAUCAACAAGUCAUAGAAACAUUGAUGGCUAAAAAACAACAGUUGCUCCUGGCAACACAGUUAGUACGCAUGAUACUAAAAAUAGAUGAUGUGCGUGCACCAAGCGACUUCUAGUUUCAAACCUUUAUAUCAAAUUUAUUUAUAAUUUUAUUAUCUAUGUCAUCUUAAGUGCUGCUUUUCGUGUAAAUUUCAUUUAUAAAAAAAUUGCAUAAAUCUCAUUUUCUACUCAGAAA
Lottia gigantea (owl limpet) is the source of this 1838-nucleotide messenger RNA. RefSeq lists its product as hypothetical. The record is from RefSeq and is a predicted model, not a curated record. Gene Ontology annotation, molecular function: ATP binding; ATP hydrolysis activity; ATP-dependent protein folding chaperone. The transcript has 10 exons. Lineage: Eukaryota; Metazoa; Mollusca; Gastropoda; Lottiidae. Gene Ontology annotation, biological process: protein folding. Gene Ontology annotation, cellular component: chaperonin-containing T-complex. The coding region runs from base 100 to 1719 and encodes 539 amino acids.